AUGGUAAAUUAUAUUUUGUUUUUAGAUGUUUUACGCCAAGAAGAAAUUGAAAAAUUCUAUAAGGCUUGUCAACUGCACCGGGAAUUUUACAAGGGUUAUUCGAAAAGUCCACAUCCUUUGGAUUAUUUCAAUGAGAGCCCAUAUAAAUGGCAAUGUCCACCAGAAAUUUCUCCGAUAUAUUUAAGUUUUCCCCCAUAUCAUAUCAAGUAUAAAUCACCAGCAGCGUUACCAACAUCGACUGGACGAACCAUUGAUAUACCAGCCCUGCCACACCGCUCUUUAGCUGGUAGAUUUAAUAAGUCAGCAUGCAAAGCUUUUAUUCGUUAAAUUAAAUACUAAUGAAACUAUAAAAGAAUAAUUU
This is a messenger RNA of Bombyx mandarina (wild silkworm), 361 nucleotides long. RefSeq lists its product as uncharacterized. The record is from RefSeq and is a predicted model, not a curated record. Lineage: Eukaryota; Metazoa; Arthropoda; Insecta; Lepidoptera; Bombycidae.